AUGGCAGGGAAUAGGCACGUAGGGACGUUUGAAGGUGUCAAGUCCGAGAGCCCUAAACGGCAAAGGUGUGUAAGCUGCUGCAGCGGUUCCCCAUCAUCGGCAUGGGCAGAUCAUCGGCACGAUCCCACGACUCAGCCAACAUGUUUUGCAAACACUGCGCGGCCUAUGUCCAUCAGUGGGGAUAUUGACAGCCUGGACAGCCUCGAAGCAUUCAAAGACAUCUCACGAGAAUUGGGUUUGCGAUGGCGGCACCAUACAAGCUAG
This is a messenger RNA of Colletotrichum abscissum, 264 nucleotides long. RefSeq lists its product as uncharacterized. NCBI's taxonomy places the organism in Eukaryota, Fungi, Ascomycota, Sordariomycetes, Glomerellales, Glomerellaceae. The record is from RefSeq and is a predicted model, not a curated record. Bases 1 to 264 code for a protein of 87 amino acids. The transcript has a single exon.